Ictalurus punctatus (channel catfish) is the source of this 5203-nucleotide messenger RNA. RefSeq names its product 5-hydroxytryptamine (serotonin) receptor 3A (gene htr3a). The record is from RefSeq and is a predicted model, not a curated record. The transcript is spliced from 9 exons. Gene Ontology annotation, cellular component: neuron projection; synapse; postsynaptic membrane. Gene Ontology annotation, biological process: chemical synaptic transmission; nervous system process; regulation of membrane potential. The coding region runs from base 1 to 1455 and encodes 484 amino acids. Gene Ontology annotation, molecular function: extracellular ligand-gated monoatomic ion channel activity; neurotransmitter receptor activity; transmembrane signaling receptor activity. NCBI's taxonomy places the organism in Eukaryota, Metazoa, Chordata, Actinopteri, Siluriformes, Ictaluridae.
AUGCAGGAGCAGUAUGGCACUGAUCUCCACCCGCACAGCUGGAUGAGGAUGAGGAUGAGGGAUGGAGAUGAAGGAGUUAAAAGGCUGGGCAGUAACCCUGGCCGGUUCGCCAAUGCCACUUUAGUGCGCCUGUCUGAGUAUUUAAGUGCUGGAUAUAAAAAAGGAGUGCGACCUGUAAAAGACUGGCGGGACUCAACCAUGGUGGCCAUCGAUUUAAUGGUCUAUUCAAUCCUGAAUGUGGAUGAGAAGAACCAGGUUUUGACAACAUACGUGUGGUACAGGCAGCAAUGGAUCGAUGAGUUCCUUGUGUGGAAUCCAGAGGAUUUCGAUGAUGUUCGGCAGAUCUCAAUCCCGACGGCAAAUGUCUGGGUACCUGAUAUUCUCAUUAAUGAAUUUGUAGAUGUUGGAAAGUCUCCUGACAUUCCAUAUGUGUAUGUAAGCAACGAAGGACUCGUGCAGAACUACAAGCCCAUUCAGGUGGUAACAGCCUGCUCUCUCAACAUCUACAACUUCCCAUUCGACGUCCAGAAAUGCAGCCUCACUUUCCAGAGCUGGCUGCACACUAUUAAUGACAUCAACAUCACGCUAAUGAGGACCCCACAGGAAGUGAAAGACGACAAGUCUGUGUUCAUGAACCAGGGAGAGUGGGAGCUGCUGCACGUCCUGUCCAAAUACAAGUCCUUCAGUGUGGACAAUGACGACUACUAUGCUGAAAUGAAGUUCCACGUGGUGAUUCGCCGCAGACCGCUGUUCUACACCGUCAAUCUACUUCUCCCCAGCAUAUUCCUGAUGGUGAUGGAUAUAGUGGGCUUCUACCUCCCCCCCGACAGCGGAGAGAGAGUAUCCUUCAAGAUCACUCUGCUGCUGGGAUACUCUGUCUUCCUCAUCAUUGUCUCCGACACGCUGCCAGCCACCGCCAUUGGCACCCCUCUCAUUGGUGUGUACUUUAUUGUGUGCAUGGCCCUGCUGGUGAUCAGCCUCACGGAGACAGUGCUGAUUGUGAGGCUGGUGCAUAAACAGGACCUGCAGACACAUGUGCCGCAGUGGGUCAAGUACCUUGUGCUGGAGAAGGCCACCUUGCUACUCUGCAUCCGCAACAAGAAGUUCUGCUCCCUGCUGGCACAUGAGUCUGACCUGCCACGCUACAGGGAGAACAACAUGAACACAGUCCGCUGUAACCACCACCACUGUGACAGCUCCAGAGACAUGGAUAGGAAUCUCAUUAUGGGACUUCCCAUUCGGGACAGCACUCCUCCAGUCAUGGACAACAUCCUACACGAAGUCUCAUCGAUCCGGCAGUACUUAGAGAAGAGACAGGCAUGUCGAGACAUCGCAAAGGAGUGGCUGCAGGUGGGCUAUGUGCUGGACGUGCUGCUCUUCAGGGUCUACCUGCUGGCCAUGCUGGCCUACAGCAUCACCCUUGGCACACUCUGGUCCGUCUGGCAGUACGCCUGAAAGAUCAGGGAAAUGCUUCCUUACGCUGUCUCUCUUCUUAAAAGCAGUUGUUGUGUGUUGAUAGUAAACACAUUUGUGUAAAAAUGACAUACACUCAAUACACACAACCGGUGUCCUACACCAGAAUUGCUAGUUGGUGAAGCACAAAGUGUGCUAAGACUGCGGUAGGUGUGUCAGCGCCACUCAAUGCGCAACUCAACAAUUUCAGCUUUUAUUGCAAUAUAUAACCGCUGAUGUCACUUUAAAUGUCGGAUAAAAUGUUUGGUUGUGUACAAGUGUGUGUAAGAUGUGAAUAAGCAUUAUAGAAAUCGAUCAAGUCGGAACCUUGAACCAGAGCAAAUAACCAGCAUUCGUGUCUGUAGCUACUAUGCCGUAUCUGAAAAGUCCCUUGUUUUUCCACAUACUUUUUUUCCAUAUUUCAUUUCUCACAUGAUUCAUGAUUUUUUUUUUUCACGUUUCUUUUUAAACACAUCAUUUCUUUAUUUUAUUAUUCAUUUUGUCACAUAAAUUUUUUUUUCUACAUCUGGGGCAUGUGGUUUAAUCUUUCGCAUGUGAUUUCUCAUGAUUCAUUUACUUUUCAAAUGGAUUUUAUUUCUCCACAUGUGAUUUCUCAAACAAUUCAUUCUGACAUGAUUUUCUUACCUAACUUCAUUUGAUGUUCAUGUGUCAAUUUUUCCACAUAUAGGGCAUUGAUUUAAAUUUUCACAUUGCUCACAUAAUCACAAGUGGAAAAAACAUACAGUAUGGUCACAUGUGAAAUGUCAACGUGAAUAUAAUGCUAUGAAUAUAUUUAUGAAGACUGUUAAAGAUGUCACAUUUUGAACUUCUGUCAUCAUCAACAGCAAUUCAGAAUGGAGUCAUUUUGUCAUACGUACCUCGCUGUUGCAUUUUUACCAUCAUUUCUAUUCUCUGUGUAUGCCUUAAUCGUUUUAAUGACACCGUCUUCUUCUCUUCAUUGAAGUGUGUACUGAAAUGCAAUGUAUCUAAAGUGUGCAAAUGUUGUCUUUUAAUGGCAGAUAAUAUCCAAAAAUAUCUCAAUGUCUUACAUACCUGUGAUCAUACACAUGCUGAUUUGAUGUUUGGAGUCUUGCGUUUGCUUCUUUAGUUUUACACUGAAGCUAUGAGGCUAAGGUAGCUAAUAUGUAAGAGAAGCUUAGAGCUAGCAGUUUAAGUCUAAAUCAACUCACACUCAUCUCAGAAGACAUACAGUAGUUUGGCUCCAUAGUUGCAUGUGUACAUAAACAGUUACGUAAAAUAAUAAUUGCUCCAAAAAUACAUAUAUAAAUAUCCAAAACAAACUGAAACUAUAUAAAUACCUGAAUCACUUCUAGCAUACAGUUCAAUGCUAGCUGAUUCAGAUGCUAGCGUGGAAUAAGAGCAAAGCUGAUUAAGAAAGCAACUCGGCUUCAAGAUGGCUGCCACGACUGUUUUUAGAGCUGUGACGUCCUUUUGUAAAAUUUUUUAGAUGACUGUGUAUUAUAUAAUGUCUGAAGGUGUAAUGAUUUAGGUUUAGCAUUAAAGGAAAAUUCACCCUGAAUUACUUGCAUAUUAAUCAUUAUAAUAACACAUUAUAUUCAAUGUCCAAGAUUAAUUUUGUAAUCAAAUUUUGAGUUGAUUUAUUUAUUUAUUUUUUACAUUUCUUUCAUCAUUAUGCUGGUCUAAUUUCACUUACAUUACCCACAGUGCUGUUCAACUAUCUGCUGAUAGUAUUGUCAGUGAGAUUUACGCUGUGUUCGACUUACAGACAUCGGGAUGUCGGAGCUCGGAAUGACUUUAUAUCCAACCUCUUGGCAUUCGAGCUACAAAGUGGGGAAAAAACCACGGAUGCCUACAUGUUUAUCUUUUGUUAGCAUCAAGCUAGCCAACUAACUGUGAUGAGUAUAUUCUUCUUCUGAAAACAGCAAUCUGUAUAUUAAACGUUAUAGAUUUAACAAGCAAAUAUCAAUGUAUGUUGACUGUUCUAAAGAAAAUACUUAUAUUUACAACAUAACCCAUUUAAACGUAAGAAGUGCUGCUUUGUUUACUUGCUUGCAGCCAUGUUGAUUUGAUGUCACUUGCCGAACUCGGAGGAACUUUAACUAAGGAGUUCCUGAGUAGAAAUUCUCAGCUGUUCCCAAGUGCAGCAUUAGCCCUUGCUUCAUUUGACCUAAACAAUGCAGCAGUAAUUUCUGCUCCUCAUCGGUACACUCUGCUCAAACAGAUCUGAUAAUACGGCCAUCGAUGCCAUCAUGCUCGUCAUCUCGUAUAUUGCUAACCAGACAAGCCACGUGCGUCUCUGAUUUACUGUAACUCAGCGCAACUGUGUUGUAUAGCUGCACUGCAUUCUGGGAGUCCAAUUCUGAGUCUCAUUAAUAUGAUGUAUUGAAUGUCUCUGGAAAAAGCGCACCGUGACCAUUAUGUUAAAGAUUGUCAAUUUGUUUAUUGCUCUCCUAUUAAAUGCCAUUUUGAUGGCACAAACAAUGUCUCCCUAUGACAUCAGCACUGCACACAACCGCUAACUUCUCACAGGAAUAAUGAAAACAGAGCCCCAACCAACACAUUCGUACCACAGUCACUAAAUACAUCACAAAUAUUUCAAUAUAAAUGUAAUUUGUUUCAGAGUGGACUUUUCCUUGAAGAUUUUGCUUAUUUGUUAGCUGUAUUAGCCGAGGAGCUUUUGUGAAUAACUAAAGAAUCAAACAUGUCAUGGUUGAUUGACUACAUUAUGGUUAAGAAGGAACAAUCUGCCUUUAACUGGGAUCACCAGCUCUUUCCUUGAUUAUAUGGAAGUUAGGUAUUAUUAGUCGCCGUAGGACUAACCCUAAAUGUAUUUAUAGUAAAGAUUUUUGCAACCUCACCAGGAGGCUUAUUGUGAUUGGAUAAAUGGCACCGACACCCUAGAUAAUUAAAGGAAAAAUCAGUUAGAUGGACAAUGGCAGCAUUGAUCACAAUACAAUCAAUGCGACAUCAUCUAGGCGGCCUGUCGAAUCACGCUUUCUGCAAUUCACAAGCCAUUAUCCCAUCGGCCAGGGCUGUAAAACAGUUAGCAAUUUGAUAUACUUAUUGCUACAGUUAGUCUUUAAAGCCCAUUAAGAAAAAACAACAACAACAAAAAAACAACAUAUACAUAGACGUACACUCCAGUGUGAAAAUUGGGUCGCUGAAACCUGUUGGCAGUGCAUGUCAUACUCAAUCACCACCACUAGAGGGCUAUAAAAGCCAAAGAUCAUGCUGUGAGGUUGCUUUUGUCUGAGGCCAUUUCAGAAAGCAUGCAUAAAUAAAUCUCAUGGGUUGAAAUAAGAAACAGGACACAGUGAUUAGUAGUUUUGCGAUGAACACCAAUUACGAGCAGGUCCAACAUAGAGUGUAGCCAAUUAGCAAGCAAAAUUUAUUCAGAUGGCAUUUAGGAAAAACAAACAAACAAAUAAACCAACAUCUGAACGAACGACUUCAGUAGGUUCCUUUAGGACAUUACUUGUGUUCUAAAUUCACUUGUCAAUAGAUGUCCCCAGGCUGCCGGUUGAGUCACAGACGCCUACAGGCAUGGCUUAGCUGCAGAAGGAUUUGGACACGACAACGUCCACAAUUCAUCGCAUCACGCUCUUGUCCAUUAGAUCAUAUCUGGGUCAAAGAGUACCUAAAAGAUGGGACCCCUUUGGCCAGCACACAAAGGCUAUUCAGCGGCAGAUUCACAUUCACGCCAGACCUCUGUCACGGUGUGGAGAGUCACAUGGCCUGCGUGGCAGCCCAGGGUACGAGCUAGGAUGCU